Molecule: messenger RNA, 1599 nt
Organism: Rhagoletis pomonella (apple maggot)
Lineage: Eukaryota; Metazoa; Arthropoda; Insecta; Diptera; Tephritidae
Product: protein TIS11-like
Exons: 2
Coding region: 81-1130 (349 amino acids)
Molecular function (GO): metal ion binding; mRNA binding
Source: RefSeq, a predicted model, not a curated record
AGAAUCAGUCAAAUGAUCAACAGCAACAUAUUCGUUCAAGUCGGGCAGUUAACAACAAUGGCGAUAUAAUUAUUUCAGCAAUGGAUGUUUCUGUCAAAUCGGGGGAACAGAAUGUGAAGUUGAAUAGUCAAAAAAAUCCUGAUCAGUGCCGUCCCCAUACAACAUUGACCAGAACGAUUUCACAGCCACAGCCUCAUCCUCAGCAUGAAGCGAAUGUUGAAACGUAUGUUACAACGUUAUUAGAAAACUUCGGAAACAUGAAUUUACAUCGUAAACUGGAGAGAACACAAUCUGAACCUUUGCCCCAACAAGUCAAUACUUCCAGGUACAAAACUGAACUUUGUCGUCCAUUUGAAGAAGCUGGUGAGUGCAAGUAUGGAGAAAAGUGCCAGUUUGCCCAUGGAUAUCAUGAGUUACGAAACCUACAAAGACACCCAAAGUACAAAACUGAAUAUUGCCGCACAUUCCACAGCGUUGGAUUUUGUCCUUAUGGUCCAAGAUGUCAUUUUGUUCACAACGCUGAUGAAGCUAGAGCUCUACAACAAAUGCAGCAGCAGCAACAACAACAACAACAACAACCAAAACUGCAAAAUCAUUCCAGUUUUCAUAACUGCAUCGCAAACUAUCCAUUGCAGUCUAAACAUGGAAACAAAGCAGCUAAUCCCAAUCAUUCGAUUCCUUUGAGCCCUCCUCUGAGCAUGUCAACCGGCUCAGAUCGCGAAUCACCAACAGGUUCACUAUCCUUAAGUCCUACCAGCUCUAUGACUAAUUUUACAUUUGGUGAUCAAGUGAGUCCGGUGAAUUCUGUUUUUCAAAGCACAUUUCCUUACAUUAGCACUCCACCUGAAAGCCCAAAUGCCCCCAUUUCACCAGUGAAUACACCACCACCUAAUGUCAUAUUGAAUUCUAUACAAAACCCGACAUCGUUGUACGUAAAACCUGUUAGUAUUCAGGGUAAGCAGGUACUUCAAAAGAGUUCAAGCUCUCCGAUGGCUAUAAUCAGAAAUAUUAAUAAAGUUCCAGCCAAAGUUAAUUCUGUUUCAUCACUUAAUAGUGGUGAAGAAGCACGGCUGCCAGUUUUUAACAAAUUGAGCUCAGCUGUUGAAAAGUUUCCUAACAUAGCUUUAUAAUUUGACGAAAUCUCACUUUGCAUAUUAUUUAAAAUUCUAGUUUUUUGUUAUUUUACAUUUUAAAUUAUAUAUACAUCCUAAAUUAUUAUAAAAAAUAUAUAUAUUUUUACGAUAAUUUAUAUAUUUUAUAUUAAAUAUCUCUUUAUCCAGAAAAUGGGUAUAUGUAUAUUUAAAAGGGAGUUAGUUCAUAGGAAAGAGUUGGAGAGCGAAGGAUUGGCAAAAUAUGCUUUUGCAUUUAUCAAAUUAUCUAUAUAUAAUAUUUAUUUUAUAUACAUAUGUAUGUAUAUCAUUUCAUUUUUGUAUACAGACUUAUUCUAUAUGCCGCUAAAACAAUUUCAUAUACAAUUAUUUAUAUUUUAUACACAAUGGAGAUGUAUGUUAUUAAAAUUAGGUGCAGUUAUGAAAAUUAUAAUUGAAAUAAUGAAGUCAAUGUGAGUUCAGAAAUUAAUAUUUUGUAGUAUUAAAAUUU